Mycotypha africana is the source of this 847-nucleotide messenger RNA. RefSeq lists its product as uncharacterized. Lineage: Eukaryota; Fungi; Mucoromycota; Mucoromycetes; Mucorales; Mycotyphaceae. The transcript is spliced from 4 exons. The coding region runs from base 24 to 806 and encodes 260 amino acids. The record is from RefSeq and is a predicted model, not a curated record.
CUUUCAUUUCUCAAUUUACAGAAAUGAAUAUUCUUCCUCAUAAAAGUUGGCACGUUUAUAACAAGGCUAAUGUAGAACGAGUCCGUAAAGAUGAAGCAAAAGCAGCAGAAGAAGCAAAGAAAAAGAAAGAUCGUGCUGAUCUAGCUGAAAGUGAAGCUAGACUCAACCUUCUGAGACAACGAGCCAAUACCCGUUUACCGCCCGAAGAUCAGCUUUUGAGAGAACCUCAACCUAUUGAACACAUCAAUUUGUUUCAUGAUUUCGAACAAAAGCUUGAAAGGAAUGAAGAAGCUGAAGCUGAGAGAAAGGUUGAAGAAGAGAAGUUUGAUAAACGCUUCACUAUGUACCUUGACAAAGGCACAGAAAAAGCUGAUGAGCCUUGGUACGUAAAGACAGACAGGAAGGAGGAGAAAUACAUUGAUCCCUAUAAAUUCAAAUCAAAGCAGGAGCAAAAACGGAAGGUGAAAGAUACUAGUAACAAGGACGACGAUCCUUUGCACUUCAUAAAAAAGAAGCUGCAACAAAAGAAUAGUAACGACAGGCGAGACAAAAAGAAAAGUCAUCGCGAACGUCAUGAAAAUGAUAAGAGCAACAACAACUGUUCAAAUUCUUCUCCGACCAUGGAAGAAUUAAGGGCAAAACGAUAUGCUCGAGAAAGAAAAGAGAAAGCAAGAUUACAAAAUUUAUACCUAGAUCAUAAAGAAGAUCAGGAAGACGUCAUCGACGAAAGAAAACGAGGCUAUAACUCACAGUUUAAUAGAGAAGAGACAGAAUUGGCAAACAGUAAACGGCGAAGGCGACAAUAAAGACCGGGAUUGUUUAAAUUUUAUUCCUUGCUUUUUUCCAC